This is a messenger RNA of Anopheles funestus (African malaria mosquito), 1532 nucleotides long. RefSeq lists its product as uncharacterized. Gene Ontology annotation, cellular component: extracellular region. Bases 108 to 1457 code for a protein of 449 amino acids. NCBI's taxonomy places the organism in Eukaryota, Metazoa, Arthropoda, Insecta, Diptera, Culicidae. The transcript has 2 exons. Gene Ontology annotation, molecular function: chitin binding. The record is from RefSeq and is a predicted model, not a curated record.
GCUCAAUUCAAGCGACCGCCAACGUGUACAUUGCUGAUCCGUUACAUGUUUCCUAUAUAAACGAUAAAAGGUACUUCACUGUAUGAAUUAUAGCGGAGUGCUGGAAAAUGAAAGCUCCAGUGGCGACCAUACUAGGAUGCCUGCUGCUAGCGGGCUCGAUCCAGGCUUACAACGAAAUAUGUAUCGGUGUACCUAACCUUACUUACGUGAGAAGCCCUCAAGCAUGCUACCUUUACUACGCCUGUAUAGACGGUCAGGCAUAUGGAUACACAUGUCCCGAUGAUCUUUGGUUCUCUAUGGAGUUGCAACGUUGCGUGCCUCAGGAUGAGGCAGACUGCGACAUCGAACCAGCACCGGAGCUCCCGGAAGCACCACCGAGGCCUCCAUCACCAGAAUGCGAAGAUGUGCCUGAUUUUACCUAUCUCGCGAGCACCACAUCCUGUCAGUUUUAUUACCAAUGCAUCGAUAAUAUCGCCUUCCGGCUAUCGUGCCCUCGUGGAUACUGGUUCAGCAUUGAGCUCGGCCGUUGCGGUAAUCGGUUUGAAGUUGAGUGUGACAUAGAUGAACCGACGCUAACACCAACGCUCCCCACUCCUGGUCCUUCAGAACCAAAUCUUUGCUUUGGUCGUCCCAACUUUUCGUACGUACAGCAUCCACAAUUUUGUCAGUUAUUCUACUACUGCCUGAAUGGUACACCCUUCCCCAUGAUCUGCCGGAACGGAUUCUUCUUCGAAGAAAACAUUCAGGAUUGCAUUCCGGAGGAAGAGGCACAGUGUAGUAAUCCAGGAUUACCGGGAUCAACUCCAGGGCCAACACCAGGAAUUUGCAACAAUGUAGAAGACGGUGUGAUGGUUAUCAAUCCGCAGUUCUGCAAUCAGUAUUAUGUCUGUGUGGAAGGCACUGCGUAUCCGACACUUUGUCCCGACGGUACAUGGUUCGACGACGAGCAGCAAUCCUGUGGUAAUCCUAUUGAUGUUUUUUGCCCAAAUGGUCCACCAACCACACCGACUCCGAACGUGUGCGUCGGCAUUGACGACGGUGAGUAUGUACCCAGCCCACAACGCUGCGAAGCAUAUUACGUUUGCGCCGAUGGUAUCGGAUAUAUUCUGUACUGCUCACCCGGACUAUGGUUCGAUCAAACCACUCGCGAGUGCAUCUCACCUGCCGAUGCUAUAUGCAACGUGCCCACACCUCCUACUCCACCUCCAACACCAACUAUACCGCCUACUGUACCGCCUACCGGACCACCAGAACAGGGUAACCAGCAGUGUAUUGGACUCCCCAAUGGUACCUAUGUACCUAGCCUAGACGACUGCAGCCGUUUCUAUAUCUGCUUCAAUGAGGGUGCAUAUCCGAGCAAUUGCCUCGGUGGCUUGUACUUCAACCCGGAAACGAUGCUUUGCGAUUUGCCGGAGAAUGUGCAGUGUAAUGUUAGCCGUCAAAAAUUAGACGCCUAGUAAUCGGCACUUACAAACUCAACAAUUCUGUCUUAUGAAAGUUCCAAUAAAUUUUGCUCUCAGUUUAUCGCCCGA